This is a messenger RNA of Besnoitia besnoiti, 2586 nucleotides long. RefSeq names its product SWI2/SNF2-containing protein RAD54. Gene Ontology annotation, cellular component: nucleus. NCBI's taxonomy places the organism in Eukaryota, Apicomplexa, Conoidasida, Eucoccidiorida, Sarcocystidae. The record is from RefSeq and is a predicted model, not a curated record. Gene Ontology annotation, biological process: double-strand break repair via synthesis-dependent strand annealing; reciprocal meiotic recombination. Bases 1 to 2586 code for a protein of 861 amino acids. The transcript is spliced from 18 exons. Gene Ontology annotation, molecular function: ATP binding; DNA translocase activity; ATP-dependent chromatin remodeler activity.
AUGAGAAGGGUUCCUCUACACAUAGUCCAGUCCGUUGGGGGGCUCGACUCCUCGUCACCCAACAAGCGUCGUUGUGAAGAGCCUAUUAAGGAUGGAGCAAGCCCUAGCGAGGCCGGGCCGCCGUCCGGCUUGUUUGGAGGCAGAACAAGCUGCGUCUGCCUGGUCAGGGCGCCAAUUAUGCCCCUUCUCUUAGUGGAGAAAGGCCCAUCGAUUCUCUUCCGACCUUUUAAAAGCCCACUCAAAGGGCACCAGCCUGGGGUCAGCGAAGAGUCUCUUCGCAAGACGCUGGGCGUGCGCCUGAAGAGGUCCUCUGCCUUCGCAGUGGGCGCCAAGCAGUUCAAGAGCCCUCCUCCCGCCCCUACGUCGCAGACACUUCCUGAGGCAAACCCUCUGGUGCUCUACAUGCCUCCGCCUGACAGACCGCACGAAAAGAAGGUGGAGGUCGACCCCAUGCUCACGCGGUGGCUACGCGAGCAUCAGCGGCAAGGCGUGAAAUUCAUGUUUGACUGUUUGAUGGGCCUUAAGGAGUUCCAGGGCGAGGGCUGCAUCCUCGCAGACGACAUGGGUCUCGGCAAGACUCUACAGAGCAUCACGAUGCUGUGGACGCUUCUGGAGCAAAACACUGAGGGUUCCCAACCGGCCGUCCGCCGCGCAGUCGUCGUCUGCCCGGCGUCGCUCGUCCACAACUGGGCCUCGGAGAUCCAGAAGUGGCUUCAGGGGCGCUGUGGCUGCACGCCGGUGGCAGACAGCUGCAGAGAGAAGGUCGUCGCCAAGUUCGAGGGCUUCAAGUACGACCGGCAGUCGCGAAUUCUGAUUGCAAGUUACGAGACCUUCCGCAUGCAUGUGCACCGCCUCGAGGGCGUGCCGAUCGACAUGGUUGUCUGCGACGAGGCACAUCGCCUGAAGAACGACAAGACGAAAACCGCGCUCGCGAUCAGCGAACUCCCAGCCAAGAAAAGACUCCUGCUCAGCGGCACGCCGAUCCAAAACGACCUCGACGAAUUCUUCGCCCUCGUCUCCCUGUGCAACCCCAACGUCGUCGGCGACGCCUCGACGUUUAGGAAGCGGUACGCGAACCCGAUUCUCGUCGGGCGCGAGCCUGACGCGACAGAAGCUCAGCAGCAGCUCGCGGCCGAGCGCCUCACGGAGCUCUCGUCGCUGACAAACAUGUUCAUUCUCCGCCGAACGAAUUCUCUCCUCGCUAAGGUGCUCCCACCCAAAGUCGUGCUGAAUGUCUUCUGCCGCCUGACGCCGCUUCAAAAGGACUUCUAUCACUCCUUCCUUGGCUCCAAGAGCUGCCGCAAAAUGUUCGCCGCGGAGGCGGAGGGCAAGAGCGGGUUCACAGGGCGCGUCUUGUCCAGCAUCCAAGGCCUCAUGAAGCUCUGCAACCACCCUUCGCUCGUCAAGUCUCAGGCGCAGAUGCUCCAGGGCUUUGAGAAGUGCGAGCGGUAUUUCAGCGAACUCGACUUGGAAGGCCAAAAGGCCCGCUCGCGGCUGGUGCGCCCGGAGAUCUCUGGCAAGCUGCUUCUUCUCUCCAGACUGCUCGAUGUGAUUCGCACGACGACGAACGACAAAAUAGUGCUCAUCAGCAACUACACGCAGACGCUGGAUCUCUUUGAGCGCAUGUGCCGCGACCGGGGCUACCCCGUCGUGCGGCUAGACGGCCAGACAUCCAUCAAGAAACGGCAUGCCAUGAUCACGAAAUUCAACGACCCGAUGAACCCCCAGGGCUUCGUUUUUCUCCUCUCGAGCAAGGCUGGAGGCUGCGGAGUGAAUCUCAUCGGCGCCAAUCGUCUCGUGCUCUUCGACCCUGACUGGAAUCCCGCCAACGACAAGCAGGCUCUCGCACGCGUGUGGCGCGAUGGACAGAAGAAGACUUGCUACGUCUACCGCUUUUUCAGCACCGGCACGAUUGAAGAGAAGAUUUACCAGCGACAGAUCUGCAAGGACGGCCUCAGCGCGAUGCUGGUCAGCGAAGGCGAGAAUCAGAUUAAAGACAGCUUGUCAACUGAACUUGUCAAGGAUCUUUUUCGUCUGCGAGAAGACACGCUCUCAGACACGCACGACAUGCUCGAGUGCGGACGCUGCGGCUGCGGAAGCCGCCUCAGGCAAGAGAUCGAAAACGACCAAAUCGAACCGCGUGUGGCGCCGACCGAGGAAACGGAGAGAGGGGGGGAGCCGCUGUUCGUUCCCCAGCUCGAAGAGGAUUUCGACGAAGACGAUCUCCUCACGUGGGCGCACCACGCGGACAUCGAGUCGCUCCCCGACGCCUGUCUGCGGCAGGCCGCGCGCGCGUGCGAAGACGACCCUGCGCUCUCUUCUGAAGGCGACGAGGUCUCCGCCUUGGGGCAGCCAAUCAGUUUCGCCAUGUCCUGCCGCAUUGAAUUCAAACCCGACGACGCGCCCGACCAAAAUGCGGCGUCGAGCGAGAACGGGGCUGCGGAAGCCGCCGGGAACUCAAUGUCCCUGUCAGCGCCCUCGGAGCCUGCGAGGAAGCGAACGAAGCUCGGGGAAGACGAAGAGGACGAAGACGAAGACUUUGUCGUUUGCAUCACGGAUGAAGAGACGUCCAGCGGCGAAGAGUGA